This is a messenger RNA of Aplysia californica (California sea hare), 2897 nucleotides long. Its product is annotated as sodium- and chloride-dependent glycine transporter 1. NCBI's taxonomy places the organism in Eukaryota, Metazoa, Mollusca, Gastropoda, Aplysiida, Aplysiidae. Gene Ontology annotation, cellular component: membrane. Gene Ontology annotation, biological process: sodium ion transmembrane transport. The record is from RefSeq and is a predicted model, not a curated record.
UAUCAGUCCCUCUCUUUAAGGCACCCUUGCGAGAAAGCGGCAUGCGCUUGAGUGAAAUUAUUGCCCAGGACUGAGGUCCGUUUUCUCUCGCUCGAAGCGGGGCACAUCAGGAAGAAGAGAAAACUAGAAAACUUGGGCGUCGUCUGACAAACUCCUCAAACGUCUCCGUCUCGGGACGACAGUUGGACACUUGCAGCUAAAUCCAGCCAUGGCAGAAGACCGCGGACAAUGGGGGAGGCAACUGGAGUUCAUCCUGACCAUGAUAGGCUACGCCGUCGGUCUUGGAAAUGUCUGGAGAUUCCCGUACCUGUGUUUUAAGAAUGGUGGAGGUGCCUUUCUGAUCCCAUAUUUGAUAUGUCUGAUCCUCCUCGGUAUCCCGAUGUUUGCCCUGGAGUGUGCAUUUGGCCAGUACGGAGGCAAGGGGCCGCUGACCGUUUGGACCAUAAACCCUACAUUUAAAGGCCUAGGCGUCUCCAUGGUUGCAGCUUCCUGUAUAGUGUUCGUCUACUAUGACAUCAUCAUAGCUUGGUCACUCCGCUACCUGGUGGCCUCCAUGACCAGCACCCUGCCCUGGAUCGACUGCCACGACUGUAGCUGUCUACUCUACAACAAGAACGUGACAGAAGACGAACUGGAAGUCCUUCGAUACAACAACUCUUUAGGAUAUCCUUGUUGUAUGGAGCGACGCUGCUGUCCAGAUUUUCUUCUCGCUGAGCGCUUGUAUGGGUGGUCUUAUCGCCAUGUCCAGCUACAACCGUUUCAACAAUAACAUUAUCAGGGACGCCUUCAUGAUUCCUAUCAUCAACUGUCUGACUAGUUUUUACGCUGGAUUCGUCGUCUUUUCUACUCUGGGAAAUAUGGCAAAGAUCAAGGACCUACCCGUGGGAAAUGUCACCCAAGGAGGUUCUUUUCAGAGUCAGCGUCUGUAUGUUGGCUUUCUUGCUCGGCAUUCCAAUGAUAACUCAAGGUGGUUUUCAUCUCCUUAACCUUGUGGAUGAGGCUGUUCUCGGAUUUCCCUUGCUCUUUAUUGGCCUGUUGGAGUAUGUAGCCAUUAUUCAUUUCUACGGGUAUGAGAACUUCGCUUUGGACGUAAAGUCGAUGUUAGGAUUCAGCCCGUUCAUCUAUUUCCGAGCCACAUGGACGGUCAUUUCCCCAGUUCUGCUGACGGCUGUUAUAGUGUUCAAGGCUUACCAGAUGGAAGACAUUGCGCCUGCAUGGUCCGGCCUUAUAUACUAUCUCAUCGUGAUAUUUGUCCUUAUGUGGGUUCCGCUCUGGUUUUUCUACUACUCGUGUAAGCGAGGACUCUGGGAGAUGAUGAGACCAGAAAAGGAGUGGACCUCAAGAAGGCAGCUAGGCAAUGGCGGAACAGGAGAAGCUGGACUCGAUGAAAAUGGACUGGCGAUUGACAAGAAGCCCAACGGUGACUUUUCCGACAGAGGACACGACAACCAAUCAUUCCAAAAAGAUACUUACACCAACGAAGGGGACUAUACUAAAAACGGUAUCGAAAAUGCCACGAAGUUUUGAAGCUCCGAACAAAAAAAAACAAAAAAAGUGAAGCCCUACCGUGUGCAUAAUAAACACGUGUUACAUGAUGUACAGUAAUUAUGGACCUAGUUCUUAUUGUACAUUACCUACCCAUCGUGCGAAUGUUUUUCCCUGGUUACGAAAACAAAAGUGAAGAAGAGUCAGUAGUAUUUGCAUCCAAACAAAACACGUGAUCUGAUAAUAAUUCCGGCAUUAUUUUAAAUUGUGUUCUUUAAAAAGAAAAGGCAACUGAACACCUUCAUCUCUUUGUGAAAAGGGAUAGAGUUCGGCCUUACUCUGAAGAUUGUAAAUUUAUUUCGUCCUCUAAAAUGCCUUCCGUAAUCAAUGACCACUGUCUGUUGUUAAUAAUAAUUAUAUUUAUACAAUAGAUUUCGUACAUAGCGCUCCCCUUACAAUAAAAUAGGCUACACACAGUUUUCAAUGAUUCAUACAUGCACUGUGACAUACAUUCCUUUUACGUUCCGAAACAUUUUGAACUGUCCUGGAAGCUUUUUAGUGCAAGCUGCUAUUUUACAGGUGCCUAUACACACACUAACAAACUGACACGAUCUUUCGCUGGUUUUCCUGGGUAUCCAUUCUUAUCAGAAUGAAGUGAGGAGAAUUGGUGUGAAGUACAGUGUCAUUCGGUGAUAACAUAUUUUCACAUCGUCAUUUUUGCUUCACUACUGAAUUUGUUUUGCUUACUAUUCGUAGAUAGACACAGCACAGAGCAUGCACGCUGUAACUUCUGCACAAAUAACGCACAGUGUCCAUAAACGUAUCAAAUACGUUCCAACAAGUUUUAUGUGAAGUCAUUUAUGACCGAAAUUGAGAGUUACUUAAGCUCCUUAGAAUAUUGCCUGGCAGCUGACAAAAAUGAUAAUCGGGAGAGACCGCCAAAACAUUUACAGUACAGGUUAAAGUAUGAAUCAAAAUCAUCUGAUCAGGAGUUUCAUAUAGGUAUACGUUCUAAAGAAUAUUUUCUUCUUACGUUCCCUAUAUUAAUAGACACUUUUACUACACGCCGAGCCCCGUGUGUUGGAUUGGAAGUUUUCACAAGUACAUGUACCUGAUCAAGUGUGUAUUUGGACAGAGGCCACUUGCUAAGUCACAGCUUUUGAAUGUUUAAGUCUAAUGUUAUUACUGAUUACAGUAGUUCACAUUUUAAAAAGUUGACAUAUAAACUUCAGCAGAAAGCUGGAAUUUUGACAAGGCCCGCUGGAUGAAACUUAUUGCGGUCCGUGAAUAGAAAAAUACUUCAAUCAAUCUGUUAAUGAUUUUACAGUCUGAAAGGUGGUUGACCAGGACGACUAAAACUUUGUAACCGGAGUCAUUGGAAAGCUUUAAGACUAGAACAUAAAGUGCUAUUU